GAAUUUUUUCAACAGUCAUCAUGGACAUGAGCAAAGUGUUCAAAUCCAGUUUGGGCAUCAAGUAUCCAACUUUUAGGGAUUAUCCUUUGCAUUCUGGUGAAAAAUGGCUCGAAGGAAAAAACAACGACGACGGAGCUGAAGGCUUGUGGAGAAUCCACGACAACUUGUACGAUUUGAAUGGAUUUAUCGAAAUUCAUCCAGGUGGUAGAGAUUGGAUCGAAUUAACAAAGGGGACUGACAUAACUGAAGCUUUUGAAGUCCAUCAUCUGACAGACAAUGCUGAAACUCUACUGCCAAAGUUUUUCAUUAAAAAAGCCACAAGCCCUAGAAGUUUCCCUUUUACUUUCCACGAAAAAGACUUUUACAAAACCCUCAAAAGAAGAAUUAUUGGGAAACUUGAAACUUUACCAAAACACUUAGCAAUUAAAAGUCAUAUUAUGACUGAUGCAUUAUUUGCCAGUUAUGUUGGCUUGUUUUUAUUAGCUGUUUAUUUUAAAAGCUUUGUUUUGGGGAUUGGGGCAGGAUUGUGCUUGGGGCUUGUCACAGUUGCCGCCCACAACUAUUUCCAUCAAAAGGAUAAUUUUAGGAGGUUUUAUUUUGAUUUUUCUUUGAUGAGUUCAAAAGAAUGGAGAAUCAGUCACGUACUGAGCCACCACAUGUACACAAACACAAUCAGCGACAUGGAAAUCGCUGCAGUAGAGCCAUUUUUGCAAUAUUUGCCUGGCGAAAAAAAUUUGCUGGUUCGGUACGGCUCUUGGCUUUAUUCGCCUGCGAUUUAUGCAUUUUUAUUUUUCGGAUUCUUUGUAAAAACUUUGCUUCAAAACUACCUGAAAUCCAAAGUAACAGCUUGGCCAACGUUACUACCAUUUACCAUUCCAGUUCUAGCUUGGCUUUUGACUGGUCAACCUGUGAUGUUUUGCUUUGGAAUGUUUCUAUGGAUAGUGAUUAUGGGUAGUAUUCAUUUCGGAAUUGUUGGAUUGAAUGCGGCGCAUCAUCAUCCUGAUAUUUUCCACGAUGGAGAUGCUACCAGACCAAAAUCUGAAAUGGAUUGGGGCCUAUUCCAACUGGACGCCGUCAUGGACCGCAAAGACAUAACAGGAAGUCACUUUUUAGUUCUAACCAAUUUCGGAGAUCACGCUUUGCACCAUUUAUUUCCGACCAUCGACCAUGGAUAUCUGGAACAUUUGUAUCCGGUGUUUUUGGAAACUUGCGCCGAAUUCCAAGCUGAUUGGAGGCUCGUGUCUCAAUUAGACUUGAUCAAAGGACAGUUCAAGCAACUAGCCAAAGUUUUACCAAAUAGAAAUGUACCAAAGUAA
Molecule: messenger RNA, 1316 nt
Organism: Ceutorhynchus assimilis (cabbage seed weevil)
Lineage: Eukaryota; Metazoa; Arthropoda; Insecta; Coleoptera; Curculionidae
Source: the annotation of a GenBank genome assembly